AUGACGACCUCGCCCAAGCCAAAGAUGGUCCAGACAGUGCUCAACUUCGGCUCUUCCCGCUCACUGAAAAAGAAUACCCCUCAGAUCAUAAGAAGGGACCCUGACGAGGCCAGCAGCCUUGGAGAUACCCUGCUCCCGGAUAGCGGUAUGGACUAUAAGAUGGAGAAUGACGGCAGUAGCAGGCUCGAUAGCCAGACCAGUAUAGCCUCAACAGACUGGCCACCUUCCCAGACGGCAUCAGAAGCAACACAGGCGGCACUAUCACCAGCUCAAGACGCUAUGAAAAGACGGAAGAUCCUCCGUUGCAUCGCUGGAGAGACGAGUACAUUCCUGCCUGGUAUACUAGAGAUGGCUCCCUGGGCACCACCAAACGGAUAUCUAUACUCUCCAAGCAAAAUCUCACGGCUAAAUGCAAAGUACUGUCCCCAUUUCCACAAGACGUCUAUUCGGAUACACAAUGCAGACUCUCUGGACACUGCUAUCGCCCUAGCAAACUGUUCAAGAUUUGUUACCGUGCGAGACAAGAAGCCAGUAUGUGUGCUGAACAUGGCAAACGCAUUCCAUGCCGGAGGAGGUUGGAAGAACGGAGCCCUGGCUCAAGAAGAAACCCUCUGCUACCGAAGUAGCCUCAGCUUCACUCUUAAGCUACGAUACUAUCCUUUAGAGGACCUACAGGCUAUAUACUCGCCCACAGUUCUCGUCAUACGCAAGAGUAUAGACGACGGUCAUGGCCUAUUAUCACUCAACAAACCCGAAGAGCUGCCCGUCGUAAGCGUCAUCAGCAUAGCGGCUCUAUGCGAGCCCAAAUUAGCGGCUAAGAAGAUACCCGUUCCUAACUCCUCUGAUGUGCACGUCAAGGAGGUUUUCCGGAACGUUGCCGACCGAGACCUGACCAAGGACAAGAUACGUAUGAUUCUACGCACAGCUGCGUAUAACGGCCAUCGAAGGCUGGUGUUGGGUGCAUUAGGCUGUGGGGCGUUUUUGAACCCGCGUGAAGAUGUGGCGGAUUGUUUUGCUGAGGUGUUUAGUGAGAAUGAAUUCGGCGGUGGGUGGUGGGAGAGCAUUAUAUUUGCUGUCAUGGAUGAUUUGGAAGAAGGGAAGGAUGGGGAUGGGAACUACGGUGUCUUUUAUAGAAAGCUUCAUGGCAUGUUGGUAUGA
This is a messenger RNA of Trichophyton rubrum CBS 118892, 1158 nucleotides long. RefSeq lists its product as uncharacterized. The record is from RefSeq and is a predicted model, not a curated record. The coding region runs from base 1 to 1158 and encodes 385 amino acids. The transcript has a single exon. Lineage: Eukaryota; Fungi; Ascomycota; Eurotiomycetes; Onygenales; Arthrodermataceae.